Chaetomium globosum CBS 148.51 is the source of this 2673-nucleotide messenger RNA. RefSeq lists its product as uncharacterized. The transcript has 4 exons. Gene Ontology annotation, cellular component: cytoplasm. Gene Ontology annotation, molecular function: ATP-dependent chromatin remodeler activity; ATP binding. The record is from RefSeq and is a predicted model, not a curated record. NCBI's taxonomy places the organism in Eukaryota, Fungi, Ascomycota, Sordariomycetes, Sordariales, Chaetomiaceae. Bases 1 to 2673 code for a protein of 890 amino acids.
AUGGCGCGAUUGCGAAAGGAAUCGUUUAGUGAUGACGACCUCGAGUACCUCAGCUCACAGGCAACCAACAUGUCGCUGGACCCGGCAGCUCAAACACCGCAGAAACAAACCAGCAGACCAAAUCACAGUGUUGCUGCGGCAGAUUUGAAGGCUAUGCUCGAGGGCAGCAUGGAGGAUGGAGAGGAGGAGGAGGAGGAGGUCGAGGGUACCAAGCCUGAGGGUGACAAGCCAAAGAAAGAGACGAUCGAGGAUGAGUACACAGGAGGGCAUCAAAGUCAAGCUUCUUCCUCACCAAGUAGAAAGGAGUGCGAUGGAUGCGUGGGCGAGAAAUUGGCGCACAAAAGAAAAGGAAAGGUGACCAAUGGUGGUAUCCUGGCCGAUGACAUGGGCCUCGGAAAGACGCUGCAAAGCAUCUCCCUGAUCGUCAGCAACACGAUGCCUAAACCUGACGAGAAAGGGUGGAAGAAGCAUUUUGAUCAGGUGAAGAAGGCAACACUUGUGGUUGCGCCGCUUGCGCUCAUCCGCCAGUGGGAGGCUGAGAUCAAGGAGAAAGUGACCAAGGACCACGAACUCCGAGUCUGCGUCCACCACGGACCCCAGCGGACAAAAGACCCCAAGAUGUUGGCCAAGUACGACGUGGUCAUUACCACUUAUCAGAUCUUGGUGUCCGAGCACGGGAACAGCCAUUCCGACCCCACAAGGUCGCCUCAGGUGGGCUGUUUUGGCAUCCACUGGUUCCGGGUCAUCCUAGAUGAGGCCCAUAGCAUCAAGAACCGCAACGCCAAGGCGACCAAAGCAUGCUGUGCUCUCCGCUCUGAGUACCGCUGGUGUCUCACCGGCACGCCAAUGCAGAACAACCUCGACGAGCUCCAGUCACUCGUCCAUUUCCUCCGGAUAUCACCGUACGACGACCUGGCCGAGUGGAGAGCCAAAAUCGAUGGACCACUGAAAAGUGGCAAAGGCCACAUCGCCAUCCGGCGGUUGCAUACCCUCCUCCAGUGCUUCAUGAAGCGGCGGACCAAGGAUAUCCUGAAGGAAGAAGGUGCCCUUGUGGCAGGCGGGAAGAAAGCGCUUGACGCGGCUGUGGCCAAGGCCAAGGAGGAAGGCCGGGACGAAACAGACGUACCAAAACCCACCUUCAAGGUGACGCAGCGCAAAGUGGUCACAGUCGAGGCCGAGUUUUCCGAAGCCGAGCGCGAGUUCUACGACAAGCUGGAGGCGCGUGCCGACAAAAGUCUCGAGAAGAUGAUGAAGGGCAAGGUCAACUACGCCAAUGCUCUCGUGCUGCUGCUGCGCCUACGUCAGGCGUGCAACCACCCGCGGUUGUCCGAGACGAAGCUCGAGAAGGACAGCGAGGCGCUGAAUGCCGAUACCGCGCCGCAGCCGAAACCGAGCGCUGCAGACGACCUGGAUGAUCUAGCCGAAUGCCUUUGGUGGCAAUGGGCAUCCAGACGAAGCAAAAAGUCAACAACGAGAGCCCGAGCCGAAAGAAGCCAAAGAAGGAGAACAGGAGAAUCAGCGUUCGUGAAGGAGGAAAUCAAGAUCGAGGAGAUGGCCAAGCGGAAGCCCAAAGGCCGCAAGAUCAUCACCGAUAGCGAUGACGACGAGGAAGAGAUGGAGGGGAGCUGGCUGGUUGGUGAGGACGAGCGUGGUUCCUUGCGGCUGGGUAAGGCCGGCGGCGAGGAAGAUGAAAACGCAGAGGGUGGUGGCGAGGAUAUCGCCUCUGACGAUUCCGACCAUUCCUCAGAAGAAGAAGAUGAGAGUCAACUCGAUAGCUUCAUUGUCAAGGACGAAGAGGGACCAGAGGGUGACCACUCUGCAUCAGGCUCCGAGACCGAUUCAGAUGAUGAGACAUUUGUGUCAGUGUCUAAGCUGCGCUCACAGGCCAUCUCCGAGGCCGCCCCCACCCAGGAUAACGAGGCGGACUACUCGGCCAACGCAACGGCCCCAAACCCCACUCGGCAUAGCAUCGGCACCGGCAGCAGCAGCAACAGCGUCAUGACGUCGGCCAAAAUCCGCGAGCUCCUCUCCAUCCUACGCAAAGAAGCCUCCGUCCACAAAUUCAUCGUCUUCUCCCAAUUCACCUCCAUGCUCGACCUCGUCGAGCCCUUCCUCCGCGCCCAACCAGGGCUCAAAGCAGUCCGCUACGACGGCAAGAUGCCCAACGACGCGCGCGAGGCCGCCCUCCGCGCGCUCCGCACCGACCCACACACACGCAUCCUCCUAUGCUCCCUGAAAUGCGGCUCGCUAGGCCUCAACCUGACGGCCGCGACGCGCGUGGUCAUCGUCGAGCCCUUCUGGAACCCCUUCGUCGAGGAGCAGGCCAUCGACCGCGUGCACCGCCUCACCCAGACGGUCGACGUCGUCGUCUACAAGCUCACCGUCGCCGACACCGUCGAGGCCCGCAUCCUCGCCCUGCAGGACAAGAAGCGCCGCCUCGCCGAGGCCACCCUCGAGGGCGGCUCCCGCAAGAACAAGGGCCAGCUGAAGCUGGGAUUGCAGGAGAUCCUCGAGCUGUUCAAGCACGAUGCGAGGUCGGCGCUGGCGGAGGAUGGUGAUGAUGACCCACAUGGGCCGGGGAGGGAUAGGGUGGUGACGGGUGAUGUGGGGGGGAUGGUGAGGAGGGGGAAGCCGCCGAGGAAGGAGCAUGAGGUUUAUGGGAGGCGGUGGUAG